Messenger RNA from Neurospora tetrasperma FGSC 2508, 3407 nucleotides. RefSeq lists its product as uncharacterized. Gene Ontology annotation, cellular component: peroxisomal membrane. The record is from RefSeq and is a predicted model, not a curated record. Gene Ontology annotation, biological process: peroxisome organization. The coding region runs from base 520 to 3207 and encodes 895 amino acids. Lineage: Eukaryota; Fungi; Ascomycota; Sordariomycetes; Sordariales; Sordariaceae. The transcript has 3 exons.
CUUUCCCCCUACCGCUCUUCGUUUCUCCUUGGUUUUGCGCCUCUUUACUUCGUCCAACAUUUCUUACUACACCUACCUUUAUCAUGAAUACUAAAUAUCCUUGACCGCACGACCUGACUGUACACUACACUACAACACGAAUAGUGUAUUGAACCCCAGCUAACCACGUGCGCAUCUCCGCUGUUUCCUAGCGCCCGACUCCAUUGAUCUGACCGCGAACCGCGAACCACCACAAAUCCAAAAGCCUGGGGAAGACGGUCGGGGCGCAGAUUCGCAGCCUAUGACGUUGGGCUACGACUCGAGGGAGCCAUUCAUGGGCGCGUGCUACCUUCCGUUGGGCUUGCGUGCGGAGAGCAAACCGUACACAAACGACCAUCAUCACCAUCAGUUCCGGCCAUCAUCAUCAUCAUCAUCGUCAUCAUCAUUAUCCUUCUUCUUUCUCCUCUCCCUCUCCCUCCUCCUCCUCCUCCUCCUUCUCUUCCUCCUCCUCCCCCCUCUACCUGCGGCUGCUUCUGAUUCAUGGCUGCAUUCGAUCCUCCCUGGCUUUCGCAUAUGUCCGUUCCUCAGCCUCAGCGCAGCGGCGAUGCGCUGAACUCUCACCCAUCCACCCCUUCGAACCAGCCAAAGGGCAUCAUAUACUCGAAUGAUGGCACCGCAAGCAAUCCGAACCCGACCCAUGCCUCCUUCUCGCCCGCUACCCUAAGCUCAACCGCGCCGAGCGCCACCUCCGCCGCGAAGAGGAGGAGUACCAUCCUCGUCCACCAAAAGUCGCCGCUUCUCCUCGCGACACCACCCCAGAUUACACGCGCUUUGGCCUAUAGCCAUCCGUUCCUCCUACCCUUGAAUACGCUUGCCGGUCUGAUAACAUGGACGACGCGCGAUCCCUGGGAAAGCUUCCUAAUGGUUGCGGUCUUCUGGGCUGCCGUUCUAUAUGGUGACAUCAUUGUCCGGGUUGCCGGUCCCGUCGUGCUUGUCCUACUCUUGAUCGGUGGCAUGUACGGCCGGCGCUACAGCCCGCUGAGCAGCAGUGGUUGGACCGAGCCAGGCGUGGCGGCUGGAGACAUGGCGGCGCUCGCUGGGACAGAUGGAAAAGGGAGUGUUAGGGGCAAGAAGGCUCCCAAGAGCAAGAACCUCUCCGUCGACGGGCUCCCGGACAACAAGAAUGGCAAGGCCAAUGGCGGGCUCGGUGGCGGUGUGGGAGCGGGCGCUGGAGGAGGCGGACAACUGAGGAACCAAGGAUCGGUAUCCGAAGUGACAAACACGCGGCACCAGAAGACGUUGGACGAGAUUGUCGAGACACUUAAGGAGUUCACGGCGCGCUGCAACAUUCUGCUGGAACCCAUGCUGGAACUCACGGAUUUCCUCAGCACUCAGCGAACACCUACAUCGGCCACCACAAAACCCGCGCUGACGACACUUUUCAUCCGGAUCCUUCUCUGUACCCCGUUUUGGUUCGCCCUGACGCUUCCACCUUUCCGUCUGAUUACUACACGCAGGGUUAUCUUGAUUUUUGGUACUCUCAUCCUAACUUGGCAUUCUCGCGUUAUGCGGGUAUCUCGCGCCAUUCUAUGGCGUAGCGCCUCCAUUCGCAGGUUUUUGGAAUUGGUUACUGGCUUGCAGUUCGAAAAGCCCGUCAAGGUUUCUCCUGCUGAGAAGAGUGGCGUUGCAUCAUCCGCUGCAUCCACUGCUAGCGGCAGUUCAGCGAACAAGAAGACAUUUGCCAACAUCAAAAGUACAAAGGCGUAUAACGCGCAGGAGUCUGAGCUUACUAAGGCCCUUCGACGUGCCCGCGGCGGACACGACACAGGCGUGCGCUUUACAUUUAUCAUCUAUGAGAACCAGCGUCGGUGGGUCGGUCUGGGAUGGACUACUAGUCUGUUUGCGUAUGAAAGGCCGGCAUGGACCGACGAGCACAACAACGCGGUCCCGCCGCGAGACCAGUUUGAGCUUCCCGAGGUCGAGGACGGUAGUAACAUGCGCUGGCGCUGGGUCGAGGGAUCGAGAUGGCGAGUCGAUGGAGUACCCGACGAGGCUGUUAUGCCUGGAGAAGACGCGGAUGGAAAAGAGUGGGAUUAUGACAGCCCUGGGGGGCGUAUGGGCUGGGUUUACUAUGAUAACAAGUGGCAAAAUGGCCGCCGAGGUCAAGACGGCUGGGGACGCUGGACAAGAAGGAGAAAGUGGUAUCGCGAUGCCGAGCUCGUGGAAGCAGACGAUGCCCUGAUCGAAGAAUUGGCAGAGGAUGCGAUAGUUGACCAACAAGGAAACAACUAUACUGUGAACGGAUCCGCCAACGGCAACUCCAGCGCCGAUUCAGUUACACCAACCGCGACACCGGCGCCCGGACCAGGAAUAGGUGCUCGGGCACAACCGCGAUCGCUGCUCUCCGAUCAACUAGCCGCGUCGGGUGAGAUUGCUUCACCCUCUACCGCCGUCCCUAGAAAGACGUCGAUCAAGCUGAAAAAAUCCACACCCGAAAGCGCGGUCGACAGCUUGGCAAGGAUACAAGCGCAAGAUAUGACGAAAAGCAGAAUGGAUAUGAAGGAUAAACUCCGCAAAGAUAAAGACGCAGAAACAGAAGGAGGAGACGAGGCCGCUUCGGUGGUUUCCACGUCCAGUACUAGUAGGUCCCACAGAUUUUCUAGUGCUUUAUUCGGUAAGUCGCCGACCAGCGGUGCUUCCAGCGCUGUCACCAUCCGGGGUGGUCGUGGUUCUUCCACCGGAGGACAACAAAGACGGAAUUUCAGCGAUAUUACCACUGCCCCCACCACCACCGGCAGCCCAUCAGCAAGUUCCUCCGGUGGCGGCGGCGGUGGCGGUUAUGCAGGUCACGAUGGUCGCGGACAGAGCCCCAGUACCACGCCCUACUCCUCCUCUCACUCUUUAUUCGUCCCAUCAAGUCAGAGUCGCAGUAGCAGCAUCAGUCGAAACACGAUUUUGAAUAACAGUGGUAAUAACAAUUCUUACGCGAGGAGUAGGAGGUCGAGUCACAGCAACGCCGUAAGCAAUAGCAAUACGACAACACCAACGACAGCAACGGCAAGAGGGUCAUCACCAGCGCCGCAAUCCACGCUGAUGGCGGCAAAGACCAACGAGGAGGAUGAGGUGGUGUCGUCGUUUGGGACGCAAACUAGGUUGGCGUUGCAGGAUGCCGGGAAAGAUGCAGGCAGUUGGGGGUUUGGGGAUGAGGUCAGGAUGGGAUUGGAGUGAGGCUAACGGAUGAAGAUAUAUACCUACUGCUAUAUACAUAACGGGAUAACUAAGGAGAUAGAUGGCCUAGGUUAGACUAUUGGAGAUGGGAUACCCAGGAACGGAACGGGACGGGACGGGGAUCGGAUGGGGAGACUGAAUAGUUUGGAUGUUGUACACGUCUUUUUAGGACAGGAACAGAUCGAAUAAAAGAAGAUUGA